Messenger RNA from Lachnellula hyalina, 3201 nucleotides. RefSeq names its product putative exocyst complex component (gene sec8). The annotation marks the transcript as partial. Gene Ontology annotation, biological process: Golgi to plasma membrane transport; exocytosis. The record is from RefSeq and is a predicted model, not a curated record. Gene Ontology annotation, cellular component: exocyst. The transcript is spliced from 2 exons. NCBI's taxonomy places the organism in Eukaryota, Fungi, Ascomycota, Leotiomycetes, Helotiales, Lachnaceae.
CAAAUGGCCCGCAACAGAUAUGGGAACCUGGGCGAUGAUCCCUAUGGUAGCAGCAACGGAGGAGGAUACGGAGCUUCGCCCACGCUCGACGGAGACGAUUAUGAUCCAUAUGGCAAUGAUUAUGGCGAGAGGUACGGGACUCCACCAACUCCGGUAGUUGCUCCUCCAGCAGCAAGAUCUGCUGCGUACUCCCGUCCCAAGGUCGCGCCCGAGAGCAGCGGAGAAAAACAGAUAGCCGAUGUUCUCGAACAUAUCAAGGAGGAAUGGCCGGCUAUGUGCAAGAACGACUCGGUGCCGGUUCAAAUAGCACUUCAGUUGCUGGAUACGAGCUCUGUUGGGCGGGCACACGAAUACCAGAACUUUGAGAGUACACACAAGUAUCUGCAGGAUUCGCUCAAGGCCAUUGUACACGAACAUCAUCAGGGUUUCAACAGUUCAAUUGGUACAUUUCACAAGAUCCAGUCCAGCAUACAAACAUCUCAGAAGAGGGUACGGCAGUUGAAGGAGUCUCUCAGCACAUCCAAAUCGAGUCUUGCAACUACAGACCCGGAGCUGCGAAAAUUGGCGACUGCGUCGGGGAAAUACGACGAAUUGCUACAUACGCUUUCGGAAGUUGAGGAUCUGGGCUUGGUACCGGAUCAGUUGGAGGCACGGAUUUCAGAAAAGAGGUUUCUGACUGCCGUGGACAUAUUGCAGACCGCAUUACGGCGAAUACGGGUACCGGCGCUGGAUGAAAUCGGGGCUUUGAGUGAUCUGAGGAGUUACUUGGCGAACCAGGAGUCUGCUUUGACAGACAUUCUGAUUGAGGAGCUCCAUGAUCAUUUAUAUCUAAAGUCACCUUAUUGCCAAGAACGAUGGCAGACGCUUGCGAAAGGUCAGGGUGGCAUUGGCGAAAAUAAGCUGGACCCAGCAUCUUCGAUAAAGCCCUUCUUCGAGGUUUUAGAUGUGAUGGACUUAUCUCAACCAAUGGUGGAGGAUCCCUCAAGAAAUCCAGAAGCCGACACAUUUUACUACAUUGAGCUACUGGUAGAAUCACUUAAUAAGCUCGGUGCUCUCGAAUCAGCUGUAAGUACCAUCAAACAACGACUUCCCGUGGAGCUUUUCGGGAUCGUGAACGAGACAAAUAGCGAAGUUGAUCAGAAGCAUCCGAGCUCGUUACGUGGAGGCAUUUCGAAACAGUCGGGGAACCAGGCAUUUGGCACUCGGGAGAAUUCUAUCCGUACUGAUGUUAUAUAUGAUCUCCUGUGGACUUUAUACGCCAAAUUUGAGUCCAUAGCCGAAAGUUACCGCGUGUUCCACGAUGUUGUCAAUGCCAUUACAAAGCGAGAAGGCAUAGAGAAUUCAUCAACGCUUCUUGGGGGUUUCAGAGAGCUGUGGAAUUUGUACCAGAACGAAAUCAAAUCGUUACUGCACAACUAUGUAACGACUGAUGCAGACCUUUACCAGUUCGACUCGUCUCCGAAACUGGGAUCUUCAAGACAAGACUUAAAGCGAGAACACCUCUUUCAGUUUUCAGAUGCAGACUCCAAGUCUGUUCAAAUGACCACCGAGUAUCAAGACUUGGAAGGGAUCAUUCGAGCUGCAGUUCCUGGACUGAUGUCUGGCUCUCGCAAGGGCACGGAUGGGAAGAAGCUACCUACCAACAGGACUGAUAGCAUGAUUGGUCGAAGCGGAUCAACGCGGGCGACCAGCGCCUAUGACAACAAGACCGGCGGGCUUGGAGCCCAUAAGUCCUUGGUGGAGCCAAGUGUUUUCAACAUGAGCUUGUUGCUACCUCCAACCUUGAGUUUCCUCCAGAGACUUAAGAUCAUUGUGCCUCCAGGAUCGGAUCUCGUUACGAGUACUCUGACAUCUUUCCUGGACAAUUUCUUAGUCAAUGUAUUCCUUCCCCAGCUAGACGAGACUCUGGGCAAACUCAGUGAUUCGGUCUUUGAGCAAUCCGAUUCUUUCCAAGAAGAUUCACAGUGGGCAAAUAUUGCUCGGAGACCAAUCUUCAAAGGAACAGCUGCAUUCUUUGCCCUAAUAACAGAAUUCUGCAGGAUGCUGGAUACGAUUCCUCACGACCAAGCGCUCAGCCAGCUCAUCAUUACACAAAUGCUGAGAUACUACGAUCGGUGCUAUGACUGGUUCAGAUCCCUGGUUUCGCGCGUUAGGGAUUCGGACGGCACCACCCUAAAGCUCUCUGCUUUACUUGCUACUGAACAGGGCGAUAUUCACGAGACAAUGGAGAAAAUCUGGGCGUCACAAGUGGAGGAUCGACCACUUCUUGAAAAGGAGACGGGCUUGUUAAUCACGCAGACCAACCAAACUCCCCUGCGAUUGGACGAUACAAUCACAGACCGAGAUACCAUAUCAUCGUUAUGUGUUCUUUACACUAGCAUGAAGUGGCUCGCAAUCAAAAUCGGCCAGCUUCGUCAUAUUACAAAAAACGCUGCCGACUCGUCCCGUACAGCGCAAAAGCCCAUGGGCAGGCGGUGGACGCUAUUUAAUGAGUUUGAGGUGUCGAGGUUGCAAGAUGAACAGAAUCCGGUGUACCUGCCUAUGACUCAGGAGACUGUCAGUGCAUUUGAUUCCAUUGUGUCAUCUUACCAAGAGCUUGCUGGCACGGUUCUCUUGACAUUGCAUAUGGAAGUUCGAUGCCAGAUAAUACUUUCACUUUCAAUUGCCCUCGCCCCAGAUUCAACACCAUAUCUCCUCGAACAGGCCGCCAACGAUCCCGAUCCGAAGAUCCUGAGCCUCAACGCCGAUCUUGUUUCUUACGACGAGACUGUUGUGCGCUUCCUUCGCGACAAAGAGAUAUCGUUCAUCCGCACAGGUCUAGGACUUCUCAUCGACAGCUUCCUCGUCACCAACGCUGGCCAGGUGAAAGCCAUGAAUAUAAAUGGCAGUGGCAGGAUGCAACUUAACAUCCUAGUCCUGCAGCAGAACCUCAAAAACAUCGAGGCGGAUGUCAAUCUCGACCGGGCGGCCAGAUUCUUCGACCUCUUCAAUGAGGGACCUGAUGCUGUAAUCCGACACGCCAAAGAGGGCAACGGUAGCAAUGGUGGCAAGGAGCAGUUCAGCUACGAUGAGUUGAAGACGCUAGUGGAGCUGUGCUAUUCGGAACAGGCGUCGAGUCCAGAGAGGGGCAUCAUCACGUUGGCGAAAAGGGGUCUAGGGGAUCAUCUGCUGCAGCUGAGCGAGUUUAUGUGGCAGAGCUAA